ACACAGAGACUAAACAAAUGGAAAAAAUCACUCAUCUGGAAGCUCUGAUGUUUAGUGCUGUGCUGGAGAGCUGUGUGGAUCAACUUACAAUUCUUGGAUAUAUCAUGCCAGUUCCACAUAAGGACAAGACAGACAUCAACCAUCAAACAAAAGAAAUCAUCCAGGAGGAGCUGGGUGUUAACUUCCCAGAGCUUAUGUCAGCAAAGCAAGAGAGUGGGCAAACAGUCCUGAAAAACACCGAACAAGAGCAGCAGCAGGGGAAAACUGAAGAUCAAAAAAGCACCCAGCAUUCUUCCAAAACCCCCAAGGAGCACAUCACUCGGGCUCUAGAGAAGCUUAAAAAAAUUUAUGCUGACAGGCAGUAUGCAAGUGAUGUAAUCACAGUCACUAUUAAAAAGAUGGAGGAAUUGGGAACAUUUAGUAGCCUAACAGAUGCUAAUGAGAGAGAGAAGGCAAGAAAGGGCAAGUUUUAUGACAUCCUCAUCAGGGAGGAAAAAGGAAAGAAGGACAUAAAGGCACUCCAGAAACAGCUGCAAGAAGUCAAGAAACAAACUGGCCAAGACCUUCAGAGCAGAGAUAAGGUUAUUGAUUGUCUCAAAGAUAAGCUUCAAGAGACCACGGCCGAAGUUGACACAGAGAGCAACUACAUGAAGAAAAACACAGAUCUCCAGAUCCAACUAACCCAGAAAAAGUGCAGCAGUGCAGAGAAUGCCCUGGAGAAGGAAAUCCAGAAUUUGAAGAGCAAAAUUGAUGAGGAGAUUCAACUUCACAUGGAAACUGAAAAUUUCCUCAUGCAAGAAUAUCAGAAGGUGAAAGAGAAGCUGGAAUACUGGAUAGAGAAGUAUCAAAAAGACACUGCUGCAAAAGAUGAAGAACUGGAUGAUCUAAGAGCAUUAAAAGCAGAGAACUUGGAAACAAUGCAGAGAUUUGCCAAGGAGUGCCUGACAUUCCAGACAACCAUCAUCAUUGACCGGACAGACAAGGAGACCAAGAGGAAACAAAGAGAGCAGGAAGCCCUGGAGCUGAAGAGUGCUGUGAAGGUGCAGGCCUGGUGGAAAGGUACAAUGGUCCGCAGAUUCCUCGGCCCCUACCAGGAGCUUGAGAAGUAUUUGAAGGGAAAAGGAGAGAAGGAAACAGGCAAGGAAAAAUCUGGGGCAAAGAAGAAAAGAGCUAAGUAAAGAAAGUGGCCACAUAUGUGCUCCAGGACUGCUGCUGGGCAGGGCACUGUGGUAUGUCUGACAGGACAAAAUAAAGCAGAACUUGGGCAAUUCUGGAGAACGCAGUUCCUGCAGACACAGUUAUGGUGAAGCUGCACUAAAGAUCUUAAAGCUGCACUUGUACAGCCUUGUUUUCCCAGCAGAAAGGGGAUUUGCAUCAAAGCAGUGAGAAAAACUAUAUCCCCUGCAAAGUGCUUUAUGGAAACAAAACAGUGGGAAGUAAUCCUGUUACCAGCCCAGUAACUC
Molecule: messenger RNA, 1463 nt
Organism: Haemorhous mexicanus (house finch)
Lineage: Eukaryota; Metazoa; Chordata; Aves; Passeriformes; Fringillidae
Gene: IQCG
Product: IQ motif containing G
Exons: 9
Coding region: 18-1178 (386 amino acids)
Biological process (GO): cilium organization; sperm axoneme assembly
Cellular component (GO): cytoplasm; sperm flagellum
Molecular function (GO): protein binding
Source: RefSeq, a predicted model, not a curated record